This is a messenger RNA of Drosophila guanche, 1783 nucleotides long. It is a transcript of the gene Cyp6a13, whose product is annotated as probable cytochrome P450 6a13. The record is from RefSeq and is a predicted model, not a curated record. The transcript has a single exon. NCBI's taxonomy places the organism in Eukaryota, Metazoa, Arthropoda, Insecta, Diptera, Drosophilidae. Bases 43 to 1524 code for a protein of 493 amino acids. Gene Ontology annotation, molecular function: oxidoreductase activity, acting on paired donors, with incorporation or reduction of molecular oxygen; monooxygenase activity; heme binding.
GUUUUCCAGAGUCAGUUGCAUUUCAAUCGAGUGGACGGCAGCAUGUGGACUCUGUUGGCUCUCCUUUUUGUUGCUGGCGCGUUGAUUUAUGCCCGACUGCGUCGGCACUAUGACUACUGGCGUCGCAAGGGCGUGGCAGGGGAGAAACCUGUCCUCUUCCUGGGCAACAUGCAAGGCUUUGGCAAGAAGCUACACUGGACGGACAUCAAUUGGCGCAUUUAUCAGCAGUUUCGAGCAACAGAACGCUUCUGUGGCUACUUCACCUUCCUGAACAAAGCGCUUUUUGUGAUGGACCUGGAGCUGAUUAGGAAAAUAAUGAUAAGUGAUUUCAGCAGCUUUGCGGACCGUGGACUCUUUCACAAUGUCAAGGACGAUCCGCUGACCGGAAACCUGCUGUUUCUGGACGGGCCUGAGUGGCGCUGGCUGAGGCAGAACCUGACUCAGGUCUUCACCUCCGGCAAGAUGAAGUUUAUGUUCCCCACCAUGCUGAGCGUGGGGGAGAAGCUGACGCAGGCGUGCGAGUUGCAAGUCGGUGAGAUAGAGGCCAAGGACUUGUGUGCCCGCUUCAGUACAGAUGUCAUUGGCAGCUGUGCCUUUGGCCUGGAGUGCAACAGCCUUAAGGAUCCCAAUUCUGAAUUCCGUCGCAUGGGUCGCUCCGUGACAACCAAUCCUCUCCACUCGGGCAUGGCGCUGGCCUUCAUGUUUGGCCUGCCCAACCUGGCGCGGAUGCUACACAUGCGACUCUUCCGGCCCGAGGUGAGCGAGUUCUUCCUGGACACAGUACGCCAGACACUGGAUUACAGGAAGCGCGAGAAUGUGCAGCGCAAUGAUUUGCUGCAACUGCUAAUAGAACUGCGGGAAGAGGGCACCAAGGAUGGGCUCUCCUUCGAACAGAUUGCCGCUCAGGCCAUGGUGUUCUUCCUGGCCGGCUUUGACACCUCCUCGACAACGAUGUCAUUCUGCCUGUAUGAAUUGGCGCUGAAUCCCGAUAUUCAGGAAAGGUUGCGCAGUGAAAUCCUCGAGGUACUGGGUCGCAACAAUGACCGGCUGACCUAUGAGUCCAUUCAGGAGAUGCAGUACCUAGAUCAAGUGAUCGCAGAGACGCUACGGAAGUAUCCCAUACUGCCGCAUAUUGGGCGCAAAACUACCAAGGAAUAUCGUGUACCGGACAGCAAACUCACAUUGGAGCCGGGCACGAGAGUGAUUAUCCCCGUGCAUAGCAUACAGCACGACCCAGAGCUGUAUCCACAGCCGGAGAGCUUUGAUCCAAGUCGCUUCGAGCCGGAUCAGGUAAGGGCCCGUCAUCCGAUGGCCUACUUGCCCUUUGGCGAAGGUCCACGCAACUGCAUUGGGGAGCGCUUCGGUAAAAUGCAGGUGAAAAUUGGCAUUUCCUACAUUCUACGCGAUUUCAAAUUCAGCCAAACCGAACGCACCCAAAUCCCAUUGAAGUUCUCCAGUCGAACCUUUAUUAUAGGAACCCAAGCAGGCAUACACCUUAAAAUGGAAAAACUGGCCGCACCCUAAAAACUGAUAACGAGUGCCAAAAUCCAGAUGAUUACAUAUCUAUGUAUUUAAGACCCGGUAAUCGAUUGAUAAAGAGCUUCACACACAAAGAGAGAAAUAUGUACAAACGAACUGAACUUGAAACAGAAAUUACCUAAACAGUGGCUGUAUGUGAAACUUAUGGUAUUAAUUCAUUGCAUUGGUCAUAGAAUAAUAUUAAGAGAAAACACCUGUAAGAGAGCAUUGCAAAGAGUAAAUCAAAAUAAAGAAUAUUUGCUCA